AACUCCAUCAAAAUCAAAAGCAAAAGCAAAAGCUAAAGCUCCACGCACACCUCCUUUUCUCCAUUCAACCAAAAAGAUCCCCCUAAAGCAGAUCGUAUUGACAACAAUGCAUAUGCGUCAUAUAAGAUUCCAGAUGCGGCCGUAUCACAGAGCCAUGUAUCGGUGCUUUCCAGACCCACCUUCUUCGAGCUCCCAGCAAUGUCGUCAGAAAUCGUUCUUGCAGAUGAAGGCACUAGCAGCAGCAGCAGCAGUAGUAACAACAGAAGAGGGUAUAUCAGUAGAAACCCCACGCCCUCUACGAGGGCAAUCACUUCAGGGCGUCCGGAGCCCUUCGACAGUGAGAAGCUGCCGGUGACAUUGGUUUCGGAGAUUCAGAGGUUUCUUCGGGUUGCCAAUUUUAUCGAAGUUGAAGAGCCUCGUGUUGCCUAUCUAUGCCGCUUUCAUGCAUUUGAAGUGGCACAUAAUUUGGAUCGGAACUCUAAUGGUCGUGGAGUGCGACAAUUCAAAACUUCUCUUCUUCAGAGACUUGAACAGGAUGAAGAAGUUAAUAUCAAAGGAAGGAAAGAAGAGAGUGUCAUACGUGAACUCAGACGUGUUUAUCACAAGUACAAAGAAUACAUUAUUAUAUAUGGGGGAGAGAAUAAUCUUAAAAACAGAGAGAAGUUAACUAAGGCCCGGACAAUUGCUUCAGUUCUGUUUGAGGUAUUAACAACAGUUUGCAAAGCAGCUGGUUUGCAGGCCCCUCCUGAUAGGGACGACAACAAUGCAAAAUCAGUAUUUGUGCCAUACAAUUACAAUAUUCUUCCACUUGAGCAAGGAGGUGUUCAUCAAGCAAUAAUGCAACUCCCUGAGAUUAAAGCUGCGGUUGAUGCUGUUCGCAAUGUUCGUGGUUUACCUUUCCUUGCAGACUUCCAGAAAAGUGCACCUUACAUGGAUAUGUUUGACUGGCUCCAGUUUUGCUUUGGUUUUCAGAAAGGAAAUGUUGCCAAUCAGAAGGAGCAUCUAAUUUUACUCCUUGCUAACGCUCAUAUUCGGCAAAGUCCUAAGCUGCAAAAUAUGUCAAAGUUAUCGGAUGCAGCUGUCAACGAAUUGAUGAAGAAUUUUUUUAAAAAUUACACAAAUUGGUGCAAAUUUUUGGGGAACAAAAGCAGCAUUCGGUUGCCAUAUCUGAAACAAGAGUCCCAACAGUACAAGCUUCUCUACCUAGGACUCUAUCUUCUUAUAUGGGGGGAGGCUGCAAACUUACGGUUUAUGCCAGAGUGCCUUUGUUAUGUUUUUCACCAUAUGGCAUAUGAAAUGCAUGGUAUGUUGAUUGGUGCUGUUAGCAUGACUACAGGGGAAAGAGUUUUGCCAGCAUAUGGAGGAGAAUCUGAAGCUUUUCUUAAUUAUGUAGUUACCCCAAUUUACAAGGUUAUAUGUCAGGAAGCUAUGAAGAACAAAAAUGGGACAGCCAAUCAUUCUUCUUGGAGAAACUAUGACGAUUUGAAUGAAUACUUCUGGUCUUCUGAUUGUUUUGAAAUAGGAUGGCCCAUGAAUCUGGACCAUAAUUUCUUUUGUGCACAUGAUUCAAAGAUGAGAAAUGCUCAGAAACCACUUAAGAUUAUUCAAGAAAGAGGCACGGAACAAAAUGAAAAUCAAGACGAGGUUGCUACUCAUGAAAAAAAUGAGCAAAAAUGGUUAGGGAAGACCAAUUUUGUUGAGAUCAGAUCAUAUUGGCAGAUUUUCCGGAGCUUUGAUAGAUUGUGGAGCUUUUCUAUCUUAUCUCUUCAGGCAAUGAUCAUUAUGGCGUCUCACAAUCUUGAAUCUCCAUUGCAAGUUUUUGAUGCAGUGAUACUUGAGGAUGUUAUGAGCAUCUUCGUUACAUCAGCACUUCUUAAACUUGUACAAGCUGUUCUGGACAUAGUCUUUGCAUGGAAAGCAAGAUUCACGAUGGCGUCCUCUCAAAUCCUCAAAUACGUGCUGAAGGUCGCUGUCACAUUGAUAUGGACAAUUGUUCUUCCAGUAUAUUAUGCUGACUCUAGAAGAAAAUAUACAUGUUACUCAACUGAGUAUGGUAGCUGGCUUGGAGAAUGGUGCUACUCUCCCUACAUGGUUGCAGUUGCACUUUACUUGAUGACCAAUGCAAUAGAUACGAUUCUGUUCUUUGUACCUGCAGUUGGCCGAUAUAUUGAGACAUCAAAUUUCAGGAUGUGUGCUAUUUUGUCUUGGUGGACACAGCCGAGGUUAUAUGUUGGACGGGGAAUGCAAGAAAGCCAAGUCUCUCUUUUCAAGUAUACAUUGUUUUGGAUGCUGCUGUUGUUAAGCAAAUUCUCCUUUAGCUACAACUUUGAGAUAAAACCACUGAUUGCACCAACUAGACAAAUCAUGAGAAUAGGGGUGAAAAAUUAUGACUGGCAUGAGCUUUUUCCAAAAGUGCAGAGUAAUGCUGGUGCAAUUACUGCUAUUUGGGCUCCAAUAAUUCUUGUAUAUUUUAUGGAUAUACAGAUAUGGUAUUCUGUUUUCUGCUCAAUUUUUGGAGGACUAUAUGGGAUAUUGCAUCAUCUUGGAGAGAUUCGGACAUUAGGCAUGCUGAGAAGUAGGUUCCAGUCCUUGCCUUCUGCAUUCAAUGCUUGCCUUGUCCCACCCCCAUCACAUAAUGAUAAAGGGAAGAUAAGACAUUUCUUCAAGCGGCAAUUUCAUAAGGUACCUGCAAAUGAAAAGAAUAGUACUAUUAAGUUUGUUCUGGUAUGGAACCAAAUUAUCAAUAGCUUCCGGGAAGAAGACUUAAUAAGCAACAGGGAGAUGGAUUUGAUGAAAAUUCCUUUGUCAUCAGAGUUAUUUUCUGGUGUUGUCCACUGGCCUGUUUUUCUUCUAGCAAAUAAGCUUUCAACGGCAUUGAGCAUUGCAAAUGAUUUUGUUGGGAAGGACAAAAAGCUUUAUAGAAAGAUUAGAAAAGAUAAUGACAUGUAUUGUGCAGUAAAGGAGUGCUAUGAGUCACUGAAGUAUAUCCUUGAGAUACUUGUCGUGGGUGAUCUUGAGAGAAGGUUUAUUUCUGCCAUAAUUGAAGAGAUUGAAGAAAACAUUCAGAGUUCAAGGCUUCUUGAAAACUUCAAAAUCAGUGAAGUUUCAGCUCUACAGACUAAAUGCAUUGAACUAGUAGAAAUGCUGGUUGAGGGAAAUGAAAACCAACAUGCUGAAGUUGUGGAAGUACUCCAAGACAUUUUUGAGCUUGUGACAACCGAUAUGAUGUUCGAUGGCUCCAGAAUAUUGGAUUCACUUUUCUCUGAACAAGGCUUGGAAGGAGUGCAAACUGGAUUUUUCAGGAAGCCUAAACCAUUUUUAUUUGCGUCAAAGCAUUCAAUUCAUUUCCCAUUGCCAGAUAGCGGUCAUCUGAAUGAGCAGGUCAAACGUUUCCAUUUGCUACUUACAGUCAAGGAUACAGCUAUGGAUAUACCAUCAAACUUGGAGGCACGUAGACGUAUUUCAUUCUUUGCUACAUCUCUCUUUAUGGAUAUUCCUAUUGCUCCUAAAGUGCGUAACAUGCUGUCAUUCAGAUUGUCGUCUGUUUACAGUGUUUUGACUCCUCAUUUCAUGGAAGAAGUUAAAUUUUCAGCAGAGGUACUCCGUUCAUGCCAAGAAGAGGUUUCCAUCAGUUAUUAUAUGCAAAUGAUAUAUCCAGAUGAGUGGAAAAACUUUCUGGAACGCAUGAAGAUUGAAACUGUGGAUGAACAGAAUGUUGAAAUUUACAAGGAAGAUCUUAGAAAUUGGGCUUCUUUCAGGGGGCAAACUCUGAGCAGAACGGUCCGAGGAAUGAUGUACUACAGAAAAGCAUUAAAGUUACAAGCUUUCCUUGACAUGGCUGAAGAUGAAGAUAUUCUUCGAGGUUACGACGCUAUUGAAAGAGGGAAUGACUUGUUAUCUGCUCAACUAGAUGCUAUAGCAGACAUGAAAUUCACUUAUGUCAUUUCAUGUCAAAUGUUCGGAUCACAAAAAUCCUGUGGAGAUCCACAAGCAGAAGACAUACGUGACCUGAUGACAAGGUACCCAUCACUACGUGUUGCAUACGUGGAGGAGAAAGAAGAGAUUCGGACAGAUAAACCUAAAAAAGUCUACUCAUCUAUAUUAGCUAAAGCUGUCAACAGCCUUGACCAGGAGAUAUAUCGCAUAAAGCUUCCAGGUCCACCAAAUAUUGGUGAGGGGAAACCUGAAAAUCAAAAUCAUGCUAUUAUUUUCACUCGUGGUGAAGCUUUACAAGCAAUUGAUAUGAACCAGGAUAAUUAUAUGGAAGAAGCAUUCAAAAUGAGAAAUUUGUUACAAGAAUUUAUACGGCAUCAAGGAACACGUCCUCCUACUAUACUUGGUUUGAGAGAGCACAUAUUUACAGGAAGUGUUUCUUCAUUAGCAUGGUUCAUGUCUUAUCAGGAGACCAGUUUUGUUACCAUUGGUCAAAGGCUUCUUGCAAAUCCUCUGAGGGUUCGAUUCCAUUAUGGGCAUCCAGAUUUGUUUGAUAGGGUUUUUCACAUAACAAGAGGUGGCAUAAGCAAGGCAUCAAAGACAAUAAACUUAAGCGAGGAUGUUUUUGCUGGCUUCAAUUCUACUUUGCGAAAAGGAUGCGUCACAUAUCAUGAGUAUAUGCAAGUUGGGAAAGGUCGUGAUGUCAGCCUGAACCAGAUAUCAAAGUUUGAAGCCAAGGUAGCAAAUGGGAAUAGUGAACAGACUCUUAGCCGUGACAUGUACCGACUUGGACGUCGAUUUGAUUUCUUUCGGAUGCUUUCUUGCUACUUCACCACCAUUGGUUUUUACUUUAACAGUUUGAUAUCAAUAGUGGGAAUCUACGUGUUCCUUUAUGGGCAGCUAUACCUGGUUCUCAGUGGUUUGGAGAAGGCACUACUCCUUGAGGCUAGAAUGCACAACAUACAGUCACUAGAGACGGCUUUAGCCUCCCAAUCAUUUAUCCAACUUGGACUCUUAACAGGAUUACCAAUGGUGAUGGAAAUUGGACUUGAAAGAGGAGCUCUUACUGCUGUCAAAGAUUUUGUACUCAUGCAAUUGCAGCUGGCUGCUGUCUUCUUUACUUUCGCCCUUGGAACAAAAGCUCACUAUUAUGGUCAAGCAAUACUUCAUGGGGGUGCCAAGUACAGACCGACUGGACGCAAGGUCGUGGUGUUCCAUGCGAGCUUUACUGAGAAUUACAGGCUAUAUUCCCGAAGUCAUUUUGUGAAAGGAUUUGAGCUGCUACUCCUUUUGAUUGUUUAUAAUCUGUUCAGGCGCUCCUACCAAAACAGCAUGGCAUAUGUGUUAAUCACAUAUGCAAUCUGGUUCAUGUCAUUGACUUGGUUGUUUGCACCAUUUCUCUUUAACCCUGCUGGGUUUGACUGGGGAAAGAUAGUGGAUGACUGGAAAGAUUGGAACAAAUGGAUCAAGCAGCAAGGUGGCAUAGGCAUUCAACAGGACAAAAGCUGGCAGUCUUGGUGGAAUGAUGAGCAAGCCCAUCUCCGACAUUCAGGAUUGGUUUCUAGGUUGAUUGAAAUACUUCUAUCUAUGAGAUUUUUCAUUUACCAGUAUGGUCUGGUCUAUCACCUUGAUAUAUCUGGGAAAAACAAAAACUUCAUAGUUUAUGUGCUCUCAUGGGUUGUCAUCGUUGCAGUUUUCCUCUUACUCAAGGCAGUGAACAUAGGAAGGCAACUGCUGAGCGCCAACUAUCACUUCGCAUUCAGGAUAUUCAAAGCAUUUCUUUUCCUUGGUGUUCUUUCAACCAUAAUAAUUCUGUCCAUCCUCUGUAAACUGUCGUUGAAGGACCUAAUCGUGUGUUGUUUGGCAUUUCUGCCUACGGGAUGGGGUUUGAUAUUGGUUGCACAAGCCGUGAGGCCCAAGAUUGAGAGCACCGGAUUGUGGGACUUCACCCAGGUCAUUGCUCAAGCUUAUGACUAUGGGAUGGGGGUUGUCCUUUUUGCACCCAUUGCUUCUUUGGCAUGGCUCCCCAUCGUCUCAGCCUUCCAGACUCGGUUGCUUUUCAAUGAGGCUUUCAGCCGGAGUCUGCAGAUUCAACUGGUUAUUGAAGGGAAAAAGAACACAUAAGUUCCUAAGAACACAUCUCAGAAUAAACACAACAUUUUGUACAGUCCAUUCAUUGUAAAUGUGGCUUAUUGUUAUUAUAGAUGGCAUGGCAAUAAACACAGACAGUAUAUCACAAUUUGAUUCUUAUACAAUAUACAUACAUACAUACAUACAUGUAAAAACGUUUUGUUUAUAGUUCAGAGUAGAGCAGAGCAGUGUAGGUGGAUUUCUCAAGCAAAAAGAUCAGCACCUCGUUUACAUUUCCUUUCUGGCCACGCUAUAGGUACAUCAUUGUGUACAUUUUGGACUAUACAAUGCAUCACAAAUGACAAAAAUACCUCUCGCCCCUCAUCGUCUCGCCUCACCGCCUUGAGUGAGGGAUAUUUUAGUCGUGUGCCUCAUCA
This is a messenger RNA of Diospyros lotus (date-plum), 6440 nucleotides long. Its product is annotated as putative callose synthase 8. Gene Ontology annotation, biological process: (1->3)-beta-D-glucan biosynthetic process. Gene Ontology annotation, cellular component: 1,3-beta-D-glucan synthase complex; plasma membrane. The transcript has 41 exons. The coding region runs from base 199 to 6057 and encodes 1952 amino acids. Lineage: Eukaryota; Viridiplantae; Streptophyta; Magnoliopsida; Ericales; Ebenaceae. Gene Ontology annotation, molecular function: 1,3-beta-D-glucan synthase activity. The record is from RefSeq and is a predicted model, not a curated record.